GCAGCAGCAGCAGGUUAGCCGUUUAAACCACAGCAGCUAGCUUAGCAAGCAGAGCCACAGAGCCGCGGCAGUGCCGAGAAGAUGCCCACUCUUUUAACUUUUUAACACAUUUUUCCACCCCCAGCGGUUUUAAAGCCAGAGGAUACUGGUAUGGUUUCGGAGGAUGGAAACGGACGACGUGUCGGUUAGAGAGCAACUUUUCCACAACCGCGUCCGGGAGACGAUAAUCUGUGUACUCCUGUUUACAUGCCUUUACAUGGUGUCCUACCUCAUCCUCACACACUUCAAGAAGACUGCUGAGUUUGUCACAGAUGAUAUUGAAGAUGCCACCGUCAACAAAAUUGCGUUGUGGUUGUGUACAUUCACCCUGUCUGUUGCGGUGUGUGCUGUGCUCCUUCUCCCCAUCUCAAUUCUGUCCAAUGAGGUGCUGCUCACCUUCCCACACAGCUACUACAUGCAGUGGCUCAAUGGAUCUCUUAUCCACGGCUUGUGGAACCUAGUUUUUCUUUUCUCCAAUUUGUCCCUGGUCUUUCUCAUGCCCUUUGCCUAUUUCUUCACGGAGUCUGAGGGAUUUGCUGGGUCCAAAAAGGGUGUAAUGGCACGAGUGUAUGAAGCUGUUGUGUUGCUGUUGUUGCUGGCUCUGCUUGUGCUGGGCAUUGUGUGGGUGGCAUCAGCUCUCCUCCAUGACAACAUAGCCCGGAAGAGCCUCUAUGACCUGUGGGAGUAUUACCUUCCUUACCUGUACUCAGGCAUCUCUCUGUUUGGAGUGCUGCUGCUUUUGUUGUGCACUCCCUUUGGGUUGUCCCGAAUGUUCAGUGUAACAGGCAGCCUGCUGGUCAAACCACGGCUGCUGGAAGAUGUAGAAGAUACACUGUGCUGCACUGUAUUCGAGGAAGACUCACUCUCCAGGAAACUCAACUGUGGCAGUACGUCAUGCUGGGUCAAGCUGGACAUGGAGGCUAUGAAAAAAGAUUACCAAGCUGUCCGCAGCAAGCGUGUCGCUCUGGAGAUGCGUAGGAAGGCGUCCCCAUGGCAGCGAAACCUGGGCUACCCACUGGCAAUGCUUAUGCUCCUCGCGCUUACGGUGAUGUGUGUACUGAUGGUGUGUUUCAACGUGUUGGAGUUGCUGCUGGAUGAGACGGCGAUGCCCAGAGGAAUGGAGGAUCCACACCUGGGGAUGGCCUCCUUCUCUAUGUUCGGCUCACUGGGUGCUGCAGUUCAAGUCGUCCUUAUCCUCUACCUAAUGGUGGCGUCAGUGGUGGGUUUCUAUAGUUCUCCUCUCUUCACUGGCCUCAUGCCUCGUGCACGAGACACCAACCUCACACAGAUGAUUGCAAACUGUGUUUCACUGCUCAUCCUGAGCUCUGCACUGCCAGUCUUUUCACGCACACUUGGUAUCACCCGCUUCGAUCUACUGGGAGACUUUGGUCGGUAUAACUGGCUCGGGAACUUCUACAUUGUCUUUCUGUACAACAUGCUGUUUGCUGGUCUCACCUCAGCCUCCCUGAUAAAGACAGUCACCUGGGCAGUACAGAGAGAGCUCAUCCGUGCCUUUGGUCUGCACAGACUGCCUUUAACUGUGUCACGCUCCACCGUCCCCUUCAGACUCCUCCUGGCCAGUGGACUGUCUAAAAUCCAGUGAUUUAUUUUUUUUCCCCUCCUCACCACUGCCAUUCCUGGCCUUUAUAAACUGAGCCACCUUAAAUGUGCACCUGUCGGAUUAAAGACAUUUCCAAUUCAGUCCCUUUGCCAGUUGGUACAUGGGUCAGGUCGCCCCGUGUGAAGAGAUCUGAGGAGAGUCCGUCUGCACUGUGUCCAGUGGGACCACUGCUUGAUGCUGUGUUUAAUGACCAAUAUAUCAGGGUCCAAGUUUGUGCCGCUAUGUGACUGCAAAGGCGAGUGCUGGUACAAGCGGUUAGCUGAGUCAUGGGUAUGACUGGAACAAGGGGAAAAGGGAUUUAAGCCAUAUUGGCAGUUCUGCCAUUGUGAACAAUAACAGAGCAAUCUCCCUGCAAACCUGACGCCUUAUACAAAGAGGAUUCUUGGGUAACUGUUGCUCUGUUGACACAUGUAAAAGUCAGCAGAGUUAUUUUGAAAUAUCACAUUGUAACUGUGACUUAACUUCCUCUUCCUCCUUCAGGUCGAUAGAGUGCUCUCUCUUUCUUUGUGGCUUCCCCACGCUUUCCUCUUAGCUGUACCACUAUUUUAAGAUUGGGAAUCUUCUACUUCCGUGUGUUUGGAGGUCCAGUCUGCACCAGUGUUAUGUUAGUUAAAAAGGGGAAGUUGUUAUUGGGAGCAAAUGAGACACAGAGAAGCCAUUGUGGCUAUCUGUGGAUUUGCAGGUUACACAGGGAAUAUAAGUUAGAAAUAACAGUCUCAGUGUUGAAACCCUUUUACAAACUCAGUUUACUAGUAGAAUUGUCUGUGGUUUACUUUUUUAGACGACAGUAAGCUUGCUCAGUGUGAGGACUACUUAUUUACAGAAUCAAAAAAUAGAAAGCUUUACACUUUUUAUGCAAGACCUUUGAAUGCCAUGUGACACUCACUCGGAGGAGCUUCUGCCUUACACCAAUCAAACUGUGAAUCAUUAAGAAUUUGUGUGGGGAAAGUGCAAUAUCUUAAAAGUAAAAGCACACUUUUUUAACUUUACCAAAAGUCAUUUUUGAAUUUUCCAUAUCUUUUCUAUUAAUUUUCCUGACAAGUUUUUUUUUUUUCUUUCCAUCUCAUUCUUUUGUGUUGGACAUGAGGGUGAAUACUUUGAACAAUUUCAGAAUAUUUAGACAUUAAAAAAAAGUGACUGUCAGGCCUUGCAGUCUUAACCAGUAUCCGUUUCUACAUGUAAUUAUCUUAUCACACAGUUUUGUGAUGGUGAUCCUGUGUCACCAUUUGCUUUUGCUGCUGUAUCAGCAGGUUAUUUACUGUUGGUUUGACCAGCAGGGGACAGUAUCUCUCUCUCUCUCUUUCUUUCUGUCUCUCUCUCUCUCUCUCUCUCUCUCUCUCUCUCUCUCUGUGGUUAGUUAUUAUAUGUAUUAUAUAUGGAGCACCCUGAGGUUUACUCAUUUCUGGGAAUGUUCUUUUAGAUGUUUGAAACAUUUAUUUGCAUUUAUAUCAUUAUUUAUGGGCAUUGUGGGAUCCAUACUUCACAUUUUGAUUCAGUACUCAUAGAACCUUUGAACAGUUAAACGUGUUGAAUGUGAUAUAUCUGUGACAAAAAAAAAUCUUUAUAGUUGUUCUCAGAGA
Messenger RNA from Stegastes partitus (bicolor damselfish), 3240 nucleotides. RefSeq names its product limb development membrane protein 1-like (gene lmbr1l). The transcript is spliced from 17 exons. Lineage: Eukaryota; Metazoa; Chordata; Actinopteri; Pomacentridae. The coding region runs from base 164 to 1642 and encodes 492 amino acids. Gene Ontology annotation, cellular component: plasma membrane. Gene Ontology annotation, molecular function: transmembrane signaling receptor activity. Gene Ontology annotation, biological process: receptor-mediated endocytosis; signal transduction. The record is from RefSeq and is a predicted model, not a curated record.